Messenger RNA from Zonotrichia leucophrys gambelii, 3706 nucleotides. It is a transcript of the gene D2HGDH, whose product is annotated as D-2-hydroxyglutarate dehydrogenase. NCBI's taxonomy places the organism in Eukaryota, Metazoa, Chordata, Aves, Passeriformes, Passerellidae. The coding region runs from base 189 to 1973 and encodes 594 amino acids. The transcript is spliced from 9 exons. Gene Ontology annotation, molecular function: FAD binding; catalytic activity. Gene Ontology annotation, cellular component: mitochondrion. The record is from RefSeq and is a predicted model, not a curated record.
AGUGAGGCGCGUCCCCGCCGCGGAGCGUCCUUGGAAUCUUCCGUUUUACUGGCAUAAUUCUGAAUUUUCCCUCCCGGUCCGCGCUAAACCACGCUGAGGAGGCUGCGUGGCGCGGUGGGAGUAGCGGAGGAGCCUCGCUUGCCCUCAGUGCCGCGCUGCCCUCAGGGAGCGAAGCCGCGGAUUCUGCCAUGGCUGCCGCAGUAGUGUGGCGCCGCGGGGCCGCCUGGCUGAGGAGCUGCCGAGCGAACCGGGAGCUCCCCGGUGUGCCCCGGGCCAGGGGCUGUGCUGGCUCCCGGGAGGUGGUGCCGACCUGCGAGCGGUACGCGGUGCGCAGGCUGCCCUUUGCUCGGCUGGCCGAUGGCGAUGUGGCGUUCUUCGAGCGCCUCAUGCCCGGCAGGGUCAUCACCGGAGAGGAGGAGGUGAAGCCAUUUAAUGUGGACUGGCUGAAGUCAGUGCGAGGCUGCAGCCAGCUGGUGUUGAAGCCCCAGACAACGGCAGAGGUGUCUCAGAUUCUCAGGUACUGCCAUGAGAGGAACCUGGCAGUGAACCCUCAGGGAGGAAACACAGGCCUUGUUGGGGGCAGCGUUCCUGUCUUUGAUGAGAUCAUUCUCUCCACUGCUCUCAUGAACCAGAUCAUCAGCUUUGACAAGGUGUCUGGAAUCCUUGUGUGCCAGGCAGGCUGUGUGCUGGAGAGUCUCAGUGAGUACCUGGAGGAGCAGGGCUUCAUCAUGCCCCUGGACCUGGGAGCCAAGGGCAGCUGCCACAUCGGGGGCAACGUGGCCACCAACGCCGGCGGCUUGCGGCUCCUGAGGUACGGCUCUCUGCGAGGGACCGUGCUGGGCCUGCAAGUGGUAAGGCGAGUACCUGGCAGCUCCCUUCUUGUGUCAUCCUCUGCUGUGCUGCUUCCUGCUCCUGUAACUGUCCAGCACACUGCCACGUUCCUCUCCAGGCUCCCACUCUUUUCCUUGGUGGGCUCUUCUGAGAAGGGCCAGCACGUCUUCAUGCGUGUAGCAUGUUAUUGCUGCUGCAGUUUCCAGCUUCCUGACUUCCAGUGCUUGCUGACAGAGGUAAAGAAGGUGCUGGCUGAUGGCUCAGCUCUGGACUGCCUGACCUCUCUGCGCAAAGAUAACACGGGCUAUGACCUCAAGCAGCUCUUCAUCGGAUCCGAGGGCACCUUGGGAGUUAUCACUGCUGUCUCCAUCCUCUGUCCUCAGAGGCCUAAGGCUGUGAAUGUGGCAUUCCUAGGGUGUCAGAGUUUUGCCAAGGUUCUGGAAACAUUCACAACCUGCAGAGCCAUGCUGGGUGAGAUCCUGUCUGCCUACGAGUUCAUGGAUGAGAAGUGCAUGGAACUGGUUGAGACACACCUCAAGCUGUCCAGCCCAGUGGCAGACAGCCCUUUUUAUGUUCUAAUUGAAACUUCGGGCUCCAACUCAACUCAUGAUGAAGAAAAAUUGCACAACUUCUUAGAGCAGGCCAUGGCUUCUGGUUUGGUCACUGAUGGAACUGUGGCAACGGACGAGAAGAAAAUAAAGGUGCUGUGGAGCCUGCGGGAGAGGAUCACCGAGGCCCUCACUCACGAGGGUUACGUGUACAAGUACGACAUCUCCCUGCCUGUGGGGAAGCUCUAUGACCUUGUCACUGACAUGAGGGCUCGGCUGGGCCAGAGUGCCAAAAACGUGGUGGGCUAUGGCCACUUGGGAGAUGGGAACUUGCACCUGAACAUCACUGCAGAGUCCUACAGCCAUUCCCUGCUGGAGGCCAUCGAGCCCUUCGUGUACGAGUGGACUGCGAGGUGCAGUGGGAGCAUCAGUGCAGAGCACGGGCUGGGCUUCAAGAAGAGACACUUCAUUCACUACAGCAAACCCCACGAGGCAGUGCUGCUCAUGCAGCAGUUCAAAGCCAUGCUGGACCCCAAAGGGAUCCUCAACCCCUACAAGACUCUGCCCUCAGCUCCUGACAGGAGCACGUGCUGAGGAGGCAGCAGAGCAGCUCCAGCUCUGCACCUGCACUUGGGCCAUAAGCACUCUGGAUCAGCAAGAACAUGGAGUGCUCCAUGUUUGAUUUUGUUAUGGGGAUGGAACAAGUAAAGGAAUGGGGUUGCUCUUGCUGAAGAACACACUGCUGGGUUUCCUACUUAGUGUGAACACUGAAACCAAGCACUGUGUGUAUGUAUGAGUAUUCCAACUCUGUCCCCUUGGGUUUGCUUUGAUUUAUCAGUGACAGCAGCCAAAGGAGGCAUUUUCUCACUUGGGCUGUGCAAGUGAAGCAUCAGAGACACAGGAGAACUUGUGGAUGUAAUUCUUCCAAGUGAAGGUGUUGCUCUUCCUCUCUUGGUUUGAACAGACAAGUGUCUGCUAAGUUAGGCAAGAGCCUCCCCUGAAAUGGAAAAUGUAAACCCCUCCCUCUGAAUUAUUAUGAUUUUGAAAUUAAGAGGCUCUCAGGCAAAAUUAUGGGAAUAGGAAUAACAGUUCUUUACUAGGAAAAUUAAAAUAAAAAUGCAAUAGUACAAACAAAACCAUUGACAGAGUCAGACCAUGCCCUGUCCCCUGUGUGUCAGGGCGGUGUCCCAGCCCCAUCCAUGGGGGCUCAGCCCUCCUGCAGUGCCAGCUGUGGCUCUGCUGCAGCAGGGAUCCUGCACAAGGGGGGAGUUUUCCUCUGCAGCUCCAGGGCUGCUGCAGAUGGGCCUGGGCUCCCUCUGGCCAUGCAGGGCAGCAGAAAGCUGCUCCUCUGGCAAUGCAGGGGGCAAAGGCUGCUGUGCUGUGCCAGGCUCAGAUUGGAUCCAGGCAGGAAUGCUUGGCUCCUCCCCUGGGCGGAGCAUCUCCCCAUGGGAUGCUGGGAUUGGAUCAGCCCUGCAGGGACACUCAGUGGCCAUGGACAGCAGAGAUCUCCUGGAGGGAGGGUUGGCUGGGGGAGAGAUAAAAUAAACUGCCCAAUGAACAGAGGAUAACUGCCCUGCCUUUAACAGAUGGUAAUUUAAUACACACCCAGCUAAACCUGAGACACUUCCUCACAUGUUUUAUCUAAUACACUUAUCCCAAAGCCCACAACAACAUCUGGCCAUGGCCUCUUUAGUGAUGCCACCUCCAGGUUGUCCAAAAUAAGCAUCACUGUUGUCCCAUGUACGGGUUUGCAGUGCUGGAAGGACUGGCCAGAGAGGAGAGGAUGCUGGAGACCCAGCUUCUGGAUUUGCUCUCACAUAGAGAUGUAAAAUUAUCCCUCCCAACCUGGCUGGAUAAUACCUGGGAUAACCUGGAGUGAUGAUCCAGAAGGAUGGGUUGGGAGCAACCUGGUCUAGUGGAAGGUGUUUCUGCCCAUAGCAGAGAAGUAGAAUGAGAUGGACUUUCAGGUCCUUUCCAACCCAAACCACUCUGUGACUGUGCUGAGAUGAGAGGCCUUGCAGAGGGCUCUGCACAGAAUUGCUGAGUCCAAGUGUGGGCUCUGCACCCAGGGGGAGCAAGGCUGAGCACGAGGCUGAGCUGGGAGAGGAGAGGCUGGGGAGCAGCCCUGGAAGGGUCUGGGGGUGCUGGGGCAGCAGCUGAGCAGGAGCCAUGGCCAGGAGGGCAGGUGGCAUCCUGGGGACACCACACAGGAGAGGGCAGGGCCUGGCUGUGCUCAGCUCUGGGCAGCCUCAGGCAGAGAGCUCCAGGGUCAGAGAUGGGGAAGGGGCUUGAGUGUGCCCAGAGGAGGAGACCCAGGCUGGGGCUGG